Messenger RNA from Lineus longissimus, 1985 nucleotides. Its product is annotated as RING finger protein 37-like. Gene Ontology annotation, biological process: protein polyubiquitination. Gene Ontology annotation, molecular function: ubiquitin protein ligase binding; ubiquitin-ubiquitin ligase activity. The record is from RefSeq and is a predicted model, not a curated record. The transcript has 2 exons. The coding region runs from base 82 to 1794 and encodes 570 amino acids. Gene Ontology annotation, cellular component: nucleus. NCBI's taxonomy places the organism in Eukaryota, Metazoa, Nemertea, Pilidiophora, Heteronemertea, Lineidae.
UGCGCCCCUAAACCAACUUACUGACAACGCUACCUCCCGGAACUCAAACUUUAACGUCAGGUGCAAGGUUGUUUGGUGACAAUGGCUUGGGAUUUUUGCAGUCCUUACCUGAAACCCAGGAUCUUCUGUGAUAAAGUCAGUGUUGAUGGACAUGAAAUCACGAACAUAAUUUCAGACAAUUAUUUGGUAAAAAAUAAUGGAUUUCUAGCAGAACGUUUCAUCAAACCACCUGUGAUGAUGACCAUUGCAUUUCCGUGUAACAUUUACAUACAGAAAAUUGUCAUCAACCCUAUUGUCGGCUCACAGAAAUCAUGUGGAUUCGAGAUUAUGACCCGCUCAGAUCUUGUGAAAGAUUCCUGGAUUGUGAAUGAUAAUUUCCUGAUGGAGCAAGCUCCUCACACGCAGGGAAUGUUUGUGACUGUUGGAAGGUGUUUAAGGGAGUAUACAGGACCGACAGUAUUCGUCUUUUCUAACCCAUCAUAUUGUCGGCAUUCUGGUAUGUCUCAAAAUACCCACCAAUACAUCGACUGUGCUGGACAGAAUGUAAUAAACUCUGAAAUACGGCACUUCCGAAAUACAUCUCUAGCAUGUGUAAGCCAUGUUUUGAUAAGAAUUACGCGAACUCAAGGGGGGUGUAUUCCAUGUGUUAAAAGUAUUGCAGUCUUUGGUCAACCUGCUCAUUCAGUCCCAAAGCCCAUUCUUGACAAGAUUUGGGGCUUGCAUAAUGAUUUUAUUAGAGGACAACAACAGGUUGAGGUUGAUGUGAUCACUAGCAUAUCAGAGUCUGGGGUUCGAGUCACUGAUUCAGAUAGUGUCAAAAAAGAGGAUGAAAUUCCGAAUGAAUUCAUGGAUCCGAUAACAUGUGAUAUUAUGACAAUGCCGCUCCUACUUCCAUCGGGACAUUCAAUUGAUAAAAACACAAUGGAGAGACACAUAGCAGAAGAAGCAAAGUGGGGAAGGUCGCCCAACGAUCCAUUCACUGGAGUUGCCUUCCAUGGUGCAAGCAUGCCAAUUCCCAACAGUUCCCUAAAGGUUAGGAUUGAUCACUUCUUAGUUAGAAGUGGGAAGAAGUUUGAAAAUGUUGCAAGGACUAUAGGACAUUCAAUGGAUUUCUUAAAUCGGGAUGUGGCAUUGAAUACUGUGUAUGAUACUGCCCCGAAGGUGUCUGAACAGUCUAGUGACAGUGACUGUGAGAUCAUUGAAGUGCCAGCUGAAGCUAGUUUUCAAAGUGUAUCCGUAUCACUUACAAAGUCUCAUUCUUCUCAAAAUGUUUUACUAAAAAGGAAAGGUUAUAACCUUGAUAAGUCUAGUCCUGGACCUGGAGACAAAAAGAGGAAAACAAAGCAUGUCACUGGUGAACUGACUUCAACUGAGGUUCGGUCACGGGAUGCCCCUUCUCAUAUGAAUCUUCCAGCCACCGCCUGUCACAAGCUGCCCUUUGCUACAGCAAUUACAUUUACAAGUAAAACUAAGGGUAUUGUUCACGCAUCACAUGAAAAUAAUUUAUCUCACAGUUUAGACUCCGCUGUGUCCUUGACUUUGGGAAACUUGCCAAGCUUCAGGAAGCCUGCACAAUCAAACGAAACAACAGAUACCAAAAAAACUAAUACGACUUGUAUGAUGUGUCAUUUGAACCUCAAAUCAUCCAAGGUAGCUGCUUAUUUGUUACCAUGUUCUCAUAAUCUGUGCAGGAACUGUUUACUUUCAGUGACAAAAUUGUCAAAUGAAGUUGUUUGUAAGCGUUGCCUUAUGACCUGCCCCUCUAAAGACAUUAAGAAAAUAUAUGUUACCUGAUUGUGAUGUCAUAUUUGAUGUCACCACAGGUGGCGGGGUUGUAUAAGCAGUCCAGUUUUAAUGAUGAUUGUGUUAUUCAGGCCCAUGAAAGACUAUAUGCAGGUCAAAAUAUAUCAUACAGCAGCUGACCUACUGUAAUCUUCUCCACCAUGUAUGCAUACUUGUACUGCAAAUUAUUUAUUGUCCAAUAC